Molecule: messenger RNA, 3556 nt
Organism: Callithrix jacchus (white-tufted-ear marmoset)
Lineage: Eukaryota; Metazoa; Chordata; Mammalia; Primates; Cebidae
Gene: BAALC
Product: BAALC binder of MAP3K1 and KLF4
Cellular component (GO): cytoplasm
Source: RefSeq, a predicted model, not a curated record
CCUGUUGUGAAUUCUGGGGACAGGUAAAUUCAGUGGCCUACCCAAGUCUGGGCUCUAGGUCUGAACCCCCAAGAACCUGAGGGUGCACCGGGAAGAGAAAGGCUGACAACUGGACCCAGGGAAUGUCAAGGCUACCCUAGGCUUGGAGGGACUGCUAUGCCUCCAAGCCCUGCCCAGCGAGGGGGUUCCGAAGGGAGUCUAGGAUGCUGCCUGGUUCCAGGUGAUCUAAUCUAUUGCUUUCUCGAGUUUAAAGUUCAGAGGAUCAUGAAGUCCCACAGCUGGAAGGGGUGUUACUGACACUGCCUAGCCCAACUCUCUUAAAAAGAGGCCUACUCCUGACUCCCCAAUCCGAUAAGAAAGUCAUAGGCUCUGACUGCUCCUUAAUUCUUAGUAGCAAUACUCUGUCCAGUUUUGCAGGGUGGCCGUCGUCAGUUCCAUUGCUUUUGUAACAGGUGGCCAGAAAGCUUGGGGUCCCGUGAUAAGCGUUUCAGUUCUUUCCAGGAUGGUUGGAAAGAAGGAAGGAAGGAUGAACGAAUGAGUGGGUGAGCGGAUGGAUGGGUAGACGGAUGGACAGACGGAUCGACAGAUGGAUGGAUGGAUGGGCCAGAGACUGGGAACUGUAAUCUCGAUCCGCGGGUCCGAGCCUCUCGGGAACCCCAGCCCUCCUCCCACCGCUUCUGCGCCCGGGUCGACUGCGAGGGAGCGGGGGCCCUGGGGCGGCGAGGGUGCGGGGAGGUGAGGACCGGGCGGUGGGGAGCGGAGGGGAGGGAGGGCUUUGGAGGCGGAGAGGAGGGACGGGCGGAGAGAGGGCCUGGUCGAGGGGCGGCGGGUGCUGCGGGAGCUCGGCGCGGCUGCAGCUCGGGCGGGCGCGGGUACACGAUGUAGCCGCCGCCGCCUCUUCGCGGGCCGGGGCUGAGCCGCCGCCAGAGUCGCCCGAACGGCCGCCUGGCGCUCCCGAGGCGCGGUAGGAUGGGCUGCGGCGGGAGCCGGGCGGAUGCUAUCGAGCCCCGCUACUACGAGAGCUGGACCCGGGAGACCGAAUCCACCUGGCUCACCUACACGGACUCGGACGCGCCGCCCAGCGCCGCCGCCCCGGACAGCGUUCCCGAGACGGGCGGCCUGCACGCGGGUGUGUUGGAAGAUGGACUGUCCUCCAAUGGUGUGCCCCGAUCUACAGCCCCAGGUGGAAUACCCAACCCAGAGAAGAAGACAAACUGUGAGACCCAGUGCCCAAAUCCCCAGAGCCUCUCCUCAGGCCCUCUGACCCAGAAACAGAAUGGCCUUCGGACCACAGAGGCUAAAAGAGAUGCUAAGAGAAUGUCCUCAAAAGAAGUCACCAUUAAUGUAACAGACAGCAUCCAACAUAUGGACAAAAGUCGAAGAAUCACAAAGAACUGUGUCAACUAGCAGAGAGUGCAAGCAGAAGGGCAGCUGGACUUCUUCAGUGUCCUUCACAGUACUACAUCCCAUCAAAGAACCUUGAAGAAGUGUCUUCCCCUUGCUGCACAUGAAUGCUACUGAGUCCCUGGCAAGACUGUCUUACCUGGCAGCAAAGUGCUACCUGAUUUGUGGGACCUUCUGAGCCUCCUACUCAUCAUAUAAAUGUAUUGGUACAGUGCUCGCCUAUGUUAAUAAACUGCAAAUGUGCAGUUCAGUUUGCCUCUCUGCAACUCCUGUAAUAGGGUCUGGUGUAAAAGUAGUGAGUUAAAGCUACAGGUCAGUUUGUGAAACAGAAAAGUAGGAAUGCUUAAAGAGUCACACCUCAGUGCUGAACUCUCCUGGCGAUGAUAGUGUGUUCUGUUUCAGGCAAACUUAUUCUUUCCUUCUUUCAUUUUAAAUAUUAUCAUUACAAAUCUUAUCAGGUUCACUUAAAAGCUGGCUUUCAUCCAACUCUAAACCCACAUAUUGAAGGUACAGGAAAACUCCUUGUUAUCCUUGUUUCCUUAGGUUGGUAUGAGACAGAUCAGAUCCAGUUUCCCAUGCACCAACCCACUGCCCAUGGCAUGUCUUUGGGAGGUGUCUGUGAAGCAGUCAUACCUGUUUCUCAUCUGCCUGGAAAGUCCUUAAUGUCACCAUGCUUGUGGCCAAUGUAUCCAAAUAAGGACACCCCUGAGGGCUCAGCCAGACAUUGCAAUUUUUCAUAGCUUUCCAGUUCCCUUUGCUUGUCUUCUUGAAUGCCUUCCCUCUCCAUUGGGGUCAUUUGCAAUUGUGACUCAAAGACUGAAUACUGAGUAGGAGAGGGAGAUGAUUCAGAGACAUGUGGCAGCAUGCAUGGCUUCCCCUUGGCCUCUCUGUACACAGCUCCAGGUCUGUCAUUUUGGCAUCUGCAAAGGAAUCACUUUAGAAAGCCAGCACCUGGUUUAUGUGUAUUUACUCUGACAUUAGAUUGAUGUGCACUGCAUUAGAAAUGAGGCUGACACAGAAAAAGGAUGUUUUGAUAGGAAUAGUUUUCUCAUAUGUCUUGAAACAUGUUCAUCUAGAAGGAUUUUCCUGCAAAGUAAUGUAGCAUGAUUUUUCAAGGACUGUUAACAUGCCUGGGAUUGGGAAAGAUAGGACUAAAAUUGUACCAAACUAUACCAAUAAAUUCCAUAUUUAGCAGAAAUAGGCAGCCUAAUGGUGUUAUAUUUAUAUAACAUAGUCCAGAGAACUGAUAUGCAGGUCAAAGGUCAGGUACUCAACCUCCUUAUCUGCUAACUCUGUUAUUCUUCAAACCCAAAUGGUUAGUGUCAUUGUUCCUUCUUUCCUUCCAUUGGCAGACUGUAUAUUUAUUUACUAAAUAUUGAAUGUCCAUCCUGUGCCAGGUACUAUGCAGAUGUUGACAGAUUUGGGGUCUUGUUAGUCAUGACUGUCUAUCCUGAAUCCAACAGUGACUUCAUAACCAGGAGACUGAAUUAGACCCUAAGAUAUCUUGUGUGUUGCAAAUUGCUCUGCAAUGAAAUCUUUUAUAUCCAGGGUAGGUUUGUGUCUUAACCAGGCGUUCUAAUCACUGUACAAGACUCUAUCAUACACAAAAUUAUAGUUUUUCUAAACCUUUACCAUUUUGUGAUUCUUUGAGAAAGGGCUUUUAGGGAACUUCAUGUUCUAAAAAAUGUUUUUAAUAAUAAUAAAAUAAAAGCAAAACCUGUGACUCAUAUUUCCCCACUGGCAUUACUCAGCAGGAGCCCCCAGCUGCUGAAGGUUGGCAGUGACCCUGCAACUUCAAGGGCUCUUUCUCCCAGGGGAUGUGCUUUGUGGGUUCUCUUUACUGCUUUGUUUCUACAUCCAUUCACUGCUGCAUGUUGUUUGGAAUUUAUCACCUUAAAAAAGUGUCUCUGUUUUAUAUAGAAACACUUUCUCACUUCCAGGGGAAAAGGAAAUGCAGGACAUUUAAUCCGGCCUUCCCCAGAACAAUCUGGAUUUCACAGAGACAGCAACCAGAAGUUAAACCAUGUGACUAAAAAUGCAUCUGGCUACUUUCUCAAGUGUGUAUGAGACAGAAACUGAUUCUUACUAUCCUAUUAGGAUGACACUUUUCAUUGCAAAGUUUGUGUCAAUAAAGUCGCUAAUUUUAAACAUA